UAGCCUCCGCGCACGGCACGGCGUCGAUCGCGCGCGCUACGCGGCGCUCCCCGUGACACCCCUCCCGCCCGAGGCGCGCGGCGAAGGCGCGACGUCAUGUGCGGCAUCUUCGCGUACGUCAACUACGGCGUCCCGACGCAGCAAAAAGCGAUCGUGGACAAGCUCCUGAACGGGCUCCGAAGACUGGAGUAUCGCGGGUACGACUCCGCGGGGAUCGCGGUGGACAACGGCCCGACCGUGGACCAGCUCUCCCCGGUCGUCCUGAAGGAGACCGGGAAGAUCGACGAGCUGCAGAAGCACAUCGAAGGACGCGCCGCGGAGCUGCACGGAGAUCUGUACUUCGAGAACCACUGCGGGAUCGGACACACGCGAUGGGCGACGCACGGCCCGCCCGCGCCGAAAAACUCGCACCCGCACACGUCCGACGUCGCGAACGAGUUCCUCGUCGUGCACAACGGGAUCAUCACGAACCACGGGGCGCUGAAGGCGAUGCUCGAGAAGAAAGGGUACGCGUUCGAAUCGGACACGGACACGGAGGUGAUCCCGAAACUGACCAAGUUCCUCUUCGACAAGUUCGCGCCGAGACGGAUCACGUUCCGACAGCUCGUGAUGGAGGUCGUGCGGCAGCUUCACGGCGCGUUCGCGCUCAUCUUCAAGUCCACGCACUACCCCGGCGAGCUCGUCGCCGCGAAGCGCGGGUCGCCGUUGCUGUUGGGGAUCGUCGAGGAGAAGAAAACCUCCGUCUCCGUCGUGACGUCCGAGGGGUACCGAACGUCCAACGCCGGCGACAACGACGCGGACGAAGCCCCGGACGCGAAGCGCAGGAAGAACGCGCCGCGGAAGCAACACCUUGAGUUUUACUUCGCCUCCGACGCGAGCGCGAUGGUGGAGCACACGAAGCGGGUGUUACACCUCGAAGACGACGACGUCGCGCACCUCCACGACGGCGGGUACGGCAUCUACCGCAUGGAGCGCAGCGCGGAGGUGGAGCGGACCGUGGAGACGUUGAAGAUGGAGCUGGAGAACAUCAUGAAGGGAGAGUUCGAGCACUUCAUGAAGAAGGAGAUUCACGAGCAGCCGGAGAGCGUCGUGCAGACGAUGAUGGGGCGCGUCGUGAAGGACAUGGAGGGCGCCGCGUCGCGCGUGUUCCUCGGCGGGAUGAUCAAUUUCGUGUCCACGAUUCGAAGAAGCCGACGGAUCGUCCUGUGCGGCUGCGGGACGUCGUACAACUCUGCGAUCGCGGUCAGGCAGCUCAUGGAGGAGCUCACCGAGCUCCCCGUCACGCUCGAGCUCGCGUCCGACGUUCUCGACCGGCGGUGCCCGUUCUUCAGGGACGACACGUGCGUGUUCAUAUCCCAGUCUGGGGAAACCGCCGAUACGUUGAAAGCGAUGCAGUACGCCAAGGACCGCGGCGCGCUGUGCGUCGGGAUCGUGAACACCGUCGGAAGCGCCAUCUCGCGGAGCACCGACUGCGGCGUGCACAUCAACGCCGGCGCGGAGAUUGGCGUCGCGUCCACGAAGGCGUACACGUGCCAAAUCGUCGCGAUGGUGCUCCUCUCGCUGUCGCUCUCCGAGGACAGCAUGUCGUUGCACUCGCGACGGAAGCGCAUCAUGUCGAGUCUGUUGGAGCUCCCGAACGCGAUUCGAAAGGCGCUAUUGCUGGACGCACAGAUGCGCGAGCUCGCGAAGGAGCUCAAGGACGAGAACUCGCUGCUGCUUCUCGGGCGCGGAUACAACUACGCCACCGCGUUGGAGGGCGCGCUCAAGGUGAAGGAGGUGGCGCUGCUGCACAGCGAAGGGAUCUUGGCGGGGGAGAUGAAGCACGGGCCGCUCGCGCUCGUGGACGAGGUCUUGCCGCUGAUCAUCGUCGCGACGAUGGACGACUCGUACAAGAAACAAGAGAGCGCGGUGCAGCAGCUGCGCGCGCGCGGAGGACGGUUGAUUCUCAUCGUCAGCGAGGAGGACGACGAGAUCGCGAAAACCGCGGGGGACAAGGCGACCAUCGUCCGGGUGCCCACGGUGGAAGAUUGCCUGCAGAGCGUCGUGAACAUCGUGCCGCUGCAGCUGUUGUCGUAUCAUCUCACCGUGCUGCGGGGGCACAACGUGGACCAGCCGAGGAACCUCGCGAAGUCGGUCACGGUGGAGUAGACGCGAACGGGAGAGAGUAACGUACGACGUAGUCGACGACGACGUAAUGUGAUCAUUUUUUAACGCGAACAGAAUUGCGCG
Molecule: messenger RNA, 2229 nt
Organism: Micromonas pusilla CCMP1545
Lineage: Eukaryota; Viridiplantae; Chlorophyta; Mamiellophyceae; Mamiellales; Mamiellaceae
Exons: 2
Coding region: 97-2148 (683 amino acids)
Biological process (GO): fructose 6-phosphate metabolic process; UDP-N-acetylglucosamine metabolic process; carbohydrate derivative biosynthetic process
Molecular function (GO): L-glutamine:D-fructose-6-phosphate transaminase (isomerizing) activity; carbohydrate derivative binding
Source: RefSeq, a predicted model, not a curated record